AUGUAUAAACAAGAUGCUAUUUCUCGGAAGCGGCGUCCCAUGGUCAAUCCUAUCACUCUUCCAUCGACCGCCCAAACAGCCAUAGUAAGUUCGAUUUCCAGUAUAUCCAACCCAAAGACUGCUAUCCUAAACGUUACGGACGGCCCGUCUCAGAGUGAUUCAAGUGCAACUACGACCACAUUUUCCGCGACCAAGGAGAAUGCUGUAGAGGUUGAUGAAACCAAUGAGGUUAAGCCUCUAGCCGACAAAACUGGCGUUCGCCAAAAUAUUGGUCUUGGUCUCGGUUUACUUGAUGAUGCGUCAACUAGCGACGAGGAUCGUGAUCUGGAAUCGGAUCGCUACGUGUCAAUGCAUACUCCAUUAUCAGCUAACCUGGACUGGGCUGCCCAUGUAUAUGCACGCGGGAGUGAAUUCGGCCAUACAUUGGGCCCUAUGCCGAGUUUUCCGGGAGGUGGCCUUUUUCGAAUUGAUAGUAACUCGCGAACCGGGUGUACUGCUUUUGAGGAGUGGACAGGCCAUUCAGUUCUGACUGCAAGCACCGACCAGGCGAGUGUGGACGAUGGAAUUGCUAACUCUCUGCUUGCCUCUUCUUCCUCGUCCUCUCAUUCGCAUAGCCUGGAACAGCCAAUCUUCGUGCUUGGCUGCGCAUUUUUGCUAUUUCCUUAA
Protopolystoma xenopodis is the source of this 666-nucleotide messenger RNA. NCBI's taxonomy places the organism in Eukaryota, Metazoa, Platyhelminthes, Monogenea, Polystomatidea, Polystomatidae. The record is from the annotation of a GenBank genome assembly.